Hemiscyllium ocellatum (epaulette shark) is the source of this 11879-nucleotide messenger RNA. It is a transcript of the gene api5, whose product is annotated as apoptosis inhibitor 5. Gene Ontology annotation, biological process: negative regulation of apoptotic process. Gene Ontology annotation, molecular function: RNA binding. The coding region runs from base 116 to 1684 and encodes 522 amino acids. Gene Ontology annotation, cellular component: nucleus. NCBI's taxonomy places the organism in Eukaryota, Metazoa, Chordata, Chondrichthyes, Orectolobiformes, Hemiscylliidae. The record is from RefSeq and is a predicted model, not a curated record. The transcript has 14 exons.
UCGCGAGGUUUACCGCUUGAUUGACAGGCGGCAGCGAAGAGUGUUGAGUGGCGGCCUUACGUUCUGAUCAGUAACCGCGGUGUAGUCGGUGCCGGGGGCGGGGGGAGAUUCAACAAUGACCACGGUGGAGGAGUUGUACCGUAACUACGGCAUCCUGGCGGACGCCACGGAGAAUGUGGGCCAGUACAAAGAUGCAUAUCAGGGCAUUCUUGAUGGUGUGAAGAGUGGUGCCAAAGAGAAAAGAUUGGCAGCGCAGUUUAUUCCCAAGUUCUUCAAACAUUUUCCUGAGUUGGCAGAUAGUGCUAUCAAUGCCCAGUUGGAUCUCUGUGAGGAUGAAGAUCUUUCCAUUCGUCGUCAAGCCAUUAAAGAACUUCCUCAGUUUGCAACAGGUGAAAACCUACCAAGAGUUGCAGAUAUAUUAACACAGCUUUUACAAACUGAUGAUAGUGCGGAGUUCAAUUUGGUUAAUAAUGCGUUAAUAUGUAUAUUCAAGAUUGAUGCCAAAGGAACCUUAGGUGGUCUUUUCACACAGAUAAUACAAGGGGAGGAUAUUGUGCGAGAGCGUGCGAUAAAGUUCCUUUCUACAAAACUGAAGGUAGUACCAGAGGAAGUUAUGACCAAAGAAGUAGAAGAAUACAUUUUUGUGGAGUCCAAAAAGGUACUGGAUGAUGUGACAGGAGAGGAGUUUGUUUUAUUCAUGAAGAUUCUGUCCAGCCUUAAGAAUCUUCAGACAGUAAGUGGUCGACAACAGCUGGUGGAGCUGGUGGCUGAACAGGCAGAUUUAGAGCAGGUGUUUAAUUCUGCAGAUCCAGAUUCUGUGGACAGACUACUACAGUGCACAAGACAGGCAGUUCCACUUUUUUCGAAAAAUGUCCAUUCAACCAGAUUUGUCACCUAUUUUUGUGAACAAGUACUACCAAACCUCAGCUCUCUUACCAGCCCAGUAGAAGGCCUUGACAUUCAGUUGGAGGUUUUAAAGUUGCUGGGAGAAAUGACACCUUUCUGUGGUGAUAUGGAAAAGUUAGAAAGUAACUUAAAACAGUUAUUUGAAAAAUUGCUGGAAUAUAUGCCAUUACCCCCAGAAGAAGCAGAAAAUGGUGAAAACGCAGGCAAUGAGGAGCCAAAGCUACAGUUCAGCUAUGUUGAAUGUCUGUUAUUUGGCUUUCAUCAACUUGGAAAGAAGCUUCCUGAUUUCCUCACAGCUAAACUCAAUGCAGAUCGACUGAAGGAUUUCAAAAUAAGAUUACAGUAUUUUGCAAGAGGUUUACAAGUUUAUAUCCGACAACUACGUCUUGCUUUACAAGGAAAAACAGGUGAAGCUUUAAAAACAGAAGAGAACAAAAUCAAAGUUGUUGCAUUGAAGAUAACCAAUAACAUUAAUGUUCUCAUCAAGGAUCUGUUCCACAACCCUCCCUCUUAUAAAAGCACAGUCACCCUUUCUUGGAAGCCUGUACAGAAGGCUGAAGUAGGGCAAAAACGAAUGGCUGAGGAAAACACUUCAUCCCCUCCGAAGAAACAAUCCCCAGCACAAAAACGGGAUACCAGACAGAUUUACAAUCCACCCAGUGGCAAAUACAGCAGUAAUCUUGGUAAUUUCUCCUAUGAACAGCGAGGAGGUUUCCGUGGAGGUAGAGGACGAGGCUGGGGUGGACGAGGAAAUCGUAGCAGGGGACGUCUCUAUUAGAACGAAAGGCUCCUUCACCAUUGUCCAUUGUGCAGUAGUUACUGUGUAUUAUAAUCUUGGGAUUGCUACACAGCACCUAUAAGAACAGCUAGUAGCCUUCAAAGGAGAAUUCUGUAUUUAAGAAAACCUAAUUCCUAGAAGAUACCUUUGUACAUUUCGAUCUAUGUUUAUAUGUGGGAAUGUGAAACUGUUUUUCCAAGCCCACACGAUUGUUCUGAAAUGUGCUUUUAAUUUCUUUUUCUUUGUUUUAUACUGCAGUUCUGACAUUUAUAAUAAUUGUAGGCUGGAAGGAAUUUUCAAAACAUAAAGCACAGCAACAAUUGACAUUCCAAAAUCCAUCUUGGCAAAAGCAGUAGGAUAAUUUGAAAUAUGGUAGGAAAUUUAUGAGUAACUCUCGUUAUGCUACAUGUUCUCCAACUGGCAGUUUCCCACUAUGUGAUAUAAAAUCUGCAUUUGCAGCAAUAUUUGAAAUAGUCCUUUUGUGAUCUCUGGCCAGUAUGGGAAAUUUCAAGCCGUUCUGAAUUCCCAGUGCCAUUGUUUUAUUUCCAAAUAAAUAUUUGCCGCUAGACAAAGUAGCAUCAUGGUAACAGUUCAUGAGAAGACUCUUGCAGCACUAGCAUUUCCAAACUUUGGAUUUCAUGCUCCUCACGUUGAAAUACCUAACCUUUUAAUUCCCUACAAUAGAAUCCUACUCUGAUAGUAGAUUAGCAGUGGUUUUCAAAGGCUGGCUAACAAAUGAUAGGAACUUCGAAAUUUUUUUUUCCCCAGUUUCUCUCUCUCUGGAUUAUGUUUUGCCUUUUCGCAGUAGUUCACUGCUUCCUGAUUGAAAUUGGUGAAUUUAAUUUGUGUUGAAACUAUGGUUAGAAGCACACUUGUAUAGCGGUAUAUUCAUAUCCAGCGUGCUCCUCCAUUGGGGCUGGGUCAGGAGUUGUUCUUCUGAAUCUAGGCAGAUGCAACCCAAACUCAGUUCAGUAUGUAUCCUUCGGCAAAUGAAUGGCACUAUCCCUGUUGAUGAACAUAAGACUCCAUGCUGUGAUAAAACUACUUAGUGCUGUGCAGUAUUUACAUAACCUGUUGCAUUUUUAUGAUCUGUGUGGAUUAAUUGUUGAGUGCUAUAGUACUGAAGUACUGUAUUCAAAAAGUACCUGUAGUUUUAAAAAAAGAAUGAUUUGCUUGAUUCCAAAGCUUUGUCUGCAUUUGUGCUUUGAUCCCAACUUCAUUGCCGAGCUGCGUGGCCGAUAAUCUUUUGACAGCAAUAUUACUUUAUUGUGCGUUUGCAUCGUCAUGAGGUAAGUUUGCUAAUCUAUUCUUGUCCAUUCUUCAGUUUUUAUCCCUCUGUCCCAGUAAACUGACAACUAACAACUUUCUUACACUAAUUUUUUUUUCUGAUCAUUAUAUGUAUAUAUUUUAAAAUGAGAACGAAAACCAUUGCAUUAUUAAGCUGAACACCAUAUCUAUAUAACAGAAUCAUAUAUGGUUUGAUUGUGGUUUUGAGCAAACCUACGUAAUCAGCAGGUUAACCCUUUCUAAUCAAUUUUCACUAGCUUUCAAAUGCUUCAAGAGAUGAUACACUAUCACACAUCAGGUCUGGUUGUGGGAAUUAAUGUCCAGCAUGCUUACACAACACAUUACAUUAUGGUUCUAGUUAUUGUUAUAUGGAUGCUACAGUCACCAGCAUGACUGUGAAUAAACUGCAAGUUGUGAGACGUUAUUGCAUCAUGAUCUUGCAGAAAAUUCACUUGCAUUGGUGAUCUUAGGAGUCUAGCUUUAAAAGCCCAGUUAUCUCAAUUGGAAAAAAUAAACAUUAAAUCAAGGCAGUAACUUGUGAAUUGGUGAAAGCUAUACAAAAACUUGGCAAAGUACUUUCACUGCGCCCAUGGUGGUGAUGAAAGCCACUGUGGGAUUGUUAAUGUCAAAAUUUGAACUGUGAAAAAAAUCUGAAUGGUGAAACAAAAUGGUCUUGAAUUAACAUUCACAUAUGUAUUUUGGUUCUUUAAUAUCAAUUGUCAAUGUUACAGUCGUUUCAGAAUAUGAGUGAUACACAACUAUUUAACUGCUUAACUACCUAGAUUUUAAAUUUAUCAUCGUGCAGACUUAAAUAGUAGAAGCUGUAUUUUGGAAGCUUGUUGGAGGUGAAUGAAUGCAUUAUGAGCAAAUCUGCAUGAAUGAUAUUUUCAUAUUCAUUUUCUAAAAUCCAGGUAUUGUACAGUUUCUUUGUGUGGAAGCUACCUGAUACAUUACCGAUAAAGAAGGUAUUUCAGGGAAAGAUGCUUGUGAAAAAGAAUACAGUGGAACCUUUUCAUUUAUUUAGUCUUUGAUUUGGAAUAUAACAGUGCAAGACCUUUUAGCAGCAUGUGGAAAGUUUCAAUUGUCUUUCUCUUGUGCAGAAAGAUUUAUUUCAACAUUGGGUUUAAAUGCAAAUUGAGAUGUAGAAAGUAAUUAAUGAAUUCUAUCUCUACGGCUGUAGAUAAAGCAGUUUGUUCAAAUUUUAUUGAGAAAAGAUGUAAUUGCAUGUGACCUUUUUAUAGGGAUAUCCAUAUUUAGAGAAUGCAAUUUGUAGAAUUUUGCUAGUUUUUAAAAUGUCAUUGCAGCUUCUGUUUAGAAAUGCAACGAAGUUGACUGUUCACUGCCUCAUUUUCCUUUAGUGGAAGGAAAUGUAAGCAUUGCCCCAUCCUUUUGGAAUAAAACAUUUUGUACAGUAAUAGUGCACACUGUGUAUUUUUUACUGUGCACCUGUAAUCAAUUUGUAAACUAUCAUGGAAGGUAAAAACUAAAUUGUCAACUAUCAGGUUUUCCAGAAUUAUGCUUAACCAAUAACUAUUGAAAAAGUUUAAGUAUUUUUAUAUAGUCUGUUAUGUUCGAUCGUUAACUGAGGUGGUAUGGGCUGAGGUUAAAAACAGGAAAGGAGAAGUCACCAUGCUGGGAGUUUUCAAUAGGCCUCCGAAUAGUCCCAGAGAUGUAGAGGAAAGGAUAGCAAAGGUGAUUCUCGAUAGGAGUGAGAGGGGCAGGGUAGUUGUCGUGGGGGACUUCAACUAGCUAAAUAUUAACUGGGAUCACUUCAGUGCGAGUACUAUAGAUGGGUCAGUUUUUGUCCAGUGUGUGCAGGAGGACUUCCUGACACAGUAUGUAGACAGGUCUACAAGGGGCAAAGCCACUUUAGAUUUAGUACUGGGUAACGAGCCUGGCCAGGUGUUAGAUUAGGAAGUAGGUGAGCACUUUAGAGACAGCGAUCACAAUUCUGUCAGAUUUACUUUUGUGAUAGAAAGGGAUAGGUGUACAGUUAGAGUUAGAGCUGGGGGAAGGGAAAUUGCAAUGCAAUUAGAAAAGAUUUAGGAAGCAUAGAAUGGGGAAGGAAACUGCAGGAGAUGAGCACAUUAAAGAUGUGGAGCUUAUUCAAGGAAAAGCUCCUGUGUGACCUAGAUAAGUGUGUACCUGUCGGGCAGGGAGGAAGAUAUAGAAUGCGUGAGCCAUGGUUUACUAAGGAAGUGGAAUCCCUGGUCAAGAAGAAGAAGAAGUCUUAUGUUCGGGCAAAAUGUGAAAACUCAGUUAGGGCGCUUGAGGGUUACAAGGAAGUCAGGAAAGACCUAAAAAGAGAGCUCAGAAGAGCCAGGAGGAGACAUGAGAAGUGGUUGGUGGAUAGGAUCAGGGUUAACCCUAAGGCUUUCCAUAGGUAUGUCAGGAAUAAAAGAAUGACGAGAGUUAAAUUAGGGCCAAUCAAGGAUAAUAGUGGGAAGCUGUGUGUGGAGUCAGAGGAGAUAGGGGAAGCACGGAAUAAAUAUUUUUCUACAGUGUUCACUAUAGAAAAUGAAAAUGUUGGCGAGGAAGAUACUUGCAUCUAGACCAGAAGAGGUUGAGGUUCACAAGGAAGAGGUAUUAGGAAUACUGCAGAAAAUAGACAAGUCCCCUGGGCCGGAUGGGAUCUAUCCUAGAAUCUUCUGGGAGCAAGGGAAGAGAUUGCCGUGCCUUUGGCAUUGAUCUUCAAAUCAUCAUUGUUGCAGGAAUAGUGCCUGAGGACUGGAGGAUAGCAAAUGUGGUUCCCCUGUUCAAAAAGGGUAGUAGAGACAACCCUAGUAAUUACAAACCAGUGAGUCUCACAUCAGUUGUUGGUAAAGUGUUGGAAAAGAUUGUAAGAGAUAGGAUUUUUAACCAUCUAGAAAAGAGUAAUCUGAUCAGGGACAGUCAGCACGGUUUUGUGAAGGGUAGGUCGUGCCUAACGAAUCUUAUUGACUUUUUGAACAAAGUGACCAAACAGGUAGAUGGGAGUAAACUGGUUGAUGUGGUGUAUGUGGAUUUCAGCAAGGUGUUCGAUAAGGUUCCCCACAGUAGGCUAUUAUACAAAAUGUGGAGGAAUGGGAUUGUGGGAGACAUAGCAGUUUGGAUCAGUGUUUUCUUUCAGCAAGCCAAUUAGAGGGUUGUAGUUGAUGGAACAUGUUCAUCUUGGUGUCCAGUUACUCGCGGCAUACCGCAAGGGUUGGUGUUGGGUUCCACUGCUGUUCGUCAUUUUUAUAAAUGACCUGGAUGAGGGCUUAGAAGGGAGGGUUAAGUAAAUUUGCGGACGGCACUAAGGUUGGUGGAGUUGUGGAUAGUGACGAAGGAUGUAGUAGGUUGCAGAGAGACAUAGAUAGGAUGCAGAACUGGGCUGAGAUGUGGCAAAUGGAGUUUAAUGUGGACAAGAGUGAGGUGAUACACUUUGGACGGAGUAAUUGGAAUGCAAAGUACUGGGCUAAUGGUAAGAUUCUUGGGAGUGCAGCUGAGCAGAGAGAUCUCGGUGUCCAUGUACACAGGUCCCUGAAAUUUGCCACCCAGAUUGACGGGGUUGUGAAGGAGGCAUACAGUGUUUUGGCCUUUAUUAGUAGAGGGUUUGAGUUCCAAAACCAGGAGGUUAUGCUUCAGCUGUACAAAGCUCUGGUACGGCCACACUUGGAGUAUUGUGUACAGUUCUGGUCACCGCAUUAUAAGAAGGAUGUGGAAGCUUUGGAAAGGGUGCAGAAGAGAUUUACUAGGGUGUUGCCUGGUCUGGAAAGAAUAUCUUACGAGGAAAGGCUGAGGGCCUCGAGGCUGUUCUCGUUAGAGAGAAGAGGGUUGAGGUGACUUAAUAGAGACAUACAAGAUAAUCAGAGGGUGAGAUAGGGUGGACAGGGAGAGCCUUUUUCCAAGUGUGGGGACGGCAAACACGAGGGGAUACAACUUUAAAGUGAGGGGAGAUAGGUAUAAGACAGAUGUCAGAGGUAGUUUCUUUACUCAGAGAGUAGUAAGGGUAUGGAAUGCUUUGCCUGCAACGGUAGUAGAUCCGCAAAGUUUAAGUACAUUUAAGUCAUCAUUGGACAGGCAAAUGGACGUACGUAGAAUGAUGUAGGUGGGAUGGGCUUCUGAUUAGUAUGACAGGGCGAUGCAUCAUCGAGUGCCGAGGGGCCUGUACUGCGCUGUUCUAUAUAGAUGGGUACUUUCUUUUUAAAUGUACAGCAGUGUUGAGAGCAACUUUGACAGUGAGUGACUGGGUUGUGUGACCUAGCAAAAUCUAGAAAAUAAGUAGAUGGUGCAGAUCCCCAGUAAAUUGCUGAAUACUAAAGUAUUCAAUCAAAAUUUAGAUGUUGACCUUAAAUGAAAGGCAAAAUAGGAUGCUCAUUUGCAUUCAAGCAGUAGGAAUUCUAAUUGUGUACAUUAUACUUGGGAACAUUUCUAAUUGUGAGGAUGUGUGGAAAGGUGUGUUGUCAAAAGGUGGCCUAUUUGGAUCUGUAUCAGAAAAUUGAAAACAGCUUGUUAUUUGCUGAUUCCUAUAUGUUUUGUCACCUUGCAUUAAAUGUCUUCCUUUGCCCCCAAAACACAAUUACUUCUCCUAAUUUGGAAAGAUCUUGGUCUGACAAAUCAUGCAAUAAGUAGUGCUAUAAGGAAAUUUAGUACUGUAAAUCACUUGAAACAAAAGAGAACAUUGCAAUGUUUGUCCUGUGAGCUAGUAUCUGACUGCCUGUAAUGUGCACGCUAUCUUCAGCUACUUAGUAAUUCUAACAUUUGAAUGAAUUAAUGAUUCAUUGUCACAUGUAUGAAUUAUCAAAGUACGUGGUAAUUGUGGAUUCAUUAAGUUUUCAUCUAAAUUCUGCGAUUGCAAAGUUCAUUCUAAUGUUGACCUUUUAUCUUUACCUUUACAUGUAAGUGCUCACUGGAAUUUCAUAAUACGCAAAUUUGACUUAAGAGCAAGACUAGGCCACUUGGCCCUCCAUUCCACCAUGCAAUACGAUCAUUGCUGACCUGAUAACUGCAUUUUCCUGCUUACACCCAAAUGAGUUUUCACCCCUUGCUUACCAAGUAUUUAUCUAUCGCUGCCUGAAAAAUAUUCGCAAACUUUGAUUCCUCCACCUCUUAAGAUAGAGGUACCAAAGUCUCUCAACCCUCUUGUCAUCCUCAAGUUAAAUGACUAAUCCCUUAUUUUUGAACAGUGACAUCUAUGUCUAGAUUGUCCAACAAAAGUAAAUGUAUGAAAAAAAUGCAGGAAUCAUAUGAAGGGAAUUGAACAUUUUUUCAGAUGAAAUAUAAAUGGAUUAAAGCAGCAUGUAAGCUCUAGUGCCUUGCUGUAAUACUUCAAUGUGGUUUCAACAGCUUCAUGAAAAUACUAAAAUAUCAAGUACAUUUAGAUGUAGUGUAUGUGCUGUGUACAUUUUUUGCCGUCCACAAUUUGAUGUCAAACCUGGUCAUUUACAUAGUUAAUUUUUUAUUUUAAGUAUGAAAUUUAGGUCUAACGAAAGUAGAAUUUCUUUUGGGAAGGAUUUUUAAAAGCUUAAUUCCAAUCAUACCAAUUUAACCAUAUUGCUUUCCUACACUGCCUUGUACUAAACUUGUUCUGUACUCUGUCCUGAGUAUCAUUGAGUGGAUGACAAGAGGGACACAGAUUGGUCAUUCAAUAUGGACUGCAUUUUUAUUGUGAGGCUUUUUCCUUCAUCUAGCCUGGGUUAGUAAGUGAUCCUCCAUGGAUUUCUGGAAAGAUCAAUAUAUCCCACCCUGAUAGUGAUAGAAUAUUAGUGUAGUAACUUGUUCCAAAAAGAUUAGGAUGUGUGGGUGCAUGUCAUUUUUCACAAAGUUGAGUUCCUAGUGCCUGAAACGAAGAGCAAGUUGUUUCUGGAUUAGAAGAGGCAGUUACCAAGAAGAUUUAUGGAAAAAAUUGAGUGUCAUAAUCAGCUGUGAUAACCAGAGCAUCAUAUUCAAAAUAUAAUUGAAUCGGGAAACUAUGGUCUUAUUUUCUAUGAUUCGGGUUUGUUGUGCCUGCUUAGUUCACAGUUCUCUUUAUUAUUUUCUGCUGUACAUUGGUUGGAUACGUUGACUGUAAAUAUACCAGUGUCUCUUCUAUUGGCUAUUUCAACACAAUUCACAAACUAAUAAGUAUUUCCCAGUUCUUCCUUUCCUGUAUAGUUUAACGUUUUUAAAUCUUCUACAUGCUUGCAUUAAAUGUCAAAUAAUUUUUCUACCUAGUUAACACUGUAUUUAAAUCAGUAAAUUCUGACUGCCUCCUUUUGAUUUCAGUUCCCUUUGUAGCUUUGUUUCUUCUGAAAAUGUUUCCAAUUUACGUUUGAGUUCCUAAAUCCAAUUGUGUAAAUUAGAAAAGUUAGUCGUAGCCCAGCUUAAUCUUUCACCCAUUUCUUCCCCAUUCCCCCCACCCCUAACACAUGUACACGCGCACACAAGUUCAGUGUCACUUGCUAAAACAAGUACCUUACCUGAAUCCUGACAAUUUAUGGCUGGUCAAAUAGACUUUCAUGUAAAAUGUCAGACAUCUUUUGGAAAUAGAGGUAUGGUGCAUUUUAGUGAAUCCUGGAUUUUUCUUAAAGAUAUCAAGGAAGUUGUUCAGGCAGAAGUUCUGAUUCUCCACCCAUGUUGAUUAUUGUUUUACGGAAUUGCCCAGCUAAUUUUCAGUCUUGAGAAAGUGAGGACUGCAGAUGCUGGAAAGUCAGAGUUGAAAAGGGUAAUGCUGGAAAAGCACAACAGGUCAGGCAGCAUCUGAGGAGCAGGAGAGUAGACGUUUCCGGCAUGAGCCCUUCGUUAUGAUGUGGAGGGGGAGGGGCAUGAGAGAUAAAUGGAGGAUGUGGGGAUGGGGCUGGAGGAAAGGUAGGUAAGGAGGUGAUAGGUAGAUGCAGAUGGGGGCUAAUUGUGAUAGUUCGGUGGGGAGGGUGGAGCGGGCUAUGGGAAGGAAGAUGGACGGAUAGGACAUGCCAAGACAUGCCGAGUUGAAGGGUUGGAUCUGGGAGGAGAGAUUUGGGAACUAAUGAAAUCGUUGUUGAUGCCGUGUGCUUGAAGGGUCCCAAGGUGAAAGAUAAGGUGUUCCUCCAGUCUUGCAUAACUGAAGUAGUUACCUGUGUUUGUCACCUUGUUUUGAGUAUGACUCUUUUCCAGUCUACUGACACCUCUUCAACAUCUAGUGAGUCUAAUUUAUCAAUAUCUCCAAAAUCUCCACAUUUACUCUUAGAUGUCAUUGAUCCUGGAUGCUGUCAAUGGAGAUGUACUGUAUUUGAAGGACUUCUGAUUCUAUACCUGCAUUUUCUAAAUAUCAGAAUCUUUGUUUUUGCUGGGAUUAUUUGUGUGCAAUAUUGAUAACGUAUUACCGAGUGGAAUUAUUGAAGAAAAUGAUCACUCGCUAUGCUUAAUACUUGUGUUCAUUCUUUUACAGCCUGUCAACAUACCCUAUGGUUCUUACAUAUUUCCUGAUUAUACGUUUGCUAACAUUCUGAAAGGGUUGUCUUUAGUUACAUUUUGGGUCUGAAGUUAUUUCUUUUCUAGGGAUCCCUUUGUCUUCCGAUCAUCCUUUUCAUGUGUUUGAUACUAAUCCCAGUUAGUACCUUCCGUUUGCCUUCUGUGGGAUUUUCCCGCUUUUCUCUUGAUUUGUCCACUUAGUUUUAUACUUGCCUGGUUUAUACUUGUGAAUUCCAGGCAUGUCUGUCUAUCCUACAUGCCAUGCAUUGUUUCUGGAAGGUGUUCAACCCAUCAACCAACUGCAGAACAGCCAUACAAAACCAAUUUCCCUUUAAUUGGUCCUUCCAAGAUGAUGCACCUGACUCCUGAAUGUCUCUCAAAUUUCUGAAUUUUAAAACUAUUUUUAUUACUUUGGAUCAUUUAUGCACAUACGGUCAAACUUCACACUGAAGCACUUGAGCGUUGCCUUUGCACAUUCUGAACCCGCAUGAACGCAGGGCAGCUGAAAAAAGUAAAAUAAAUGAGAAUGCACCAAAUAAUAUUUAUAAAUGAAAGUAGAAAGGAAACAACUACAAGGAAUCCACUGAGCAAAUUUUGAGGAGCCAGUCAGAAGGAUCAGAAUUAAGAUGAAGGCCAUGAGGUACGUUUACUGUGAACACGGCAUAAUGAAGGUGAAAAUGUGCAAAACCAAUCUCAUCAAAAAGCCUGAGAUUAAACCUAAUGAUGAAAGUACAAAAUGUCUUCUGUAACUUUUUUGUACAGAGGAUGGUACGCGUAUGGAAUGAGCUGCCAGCAAAAGUGGUUGGGGCCAGUACAUUAACAACAUUUAAAAGGCAUUUGGGCAAAUACAUGGAUAGGAAAGGUUUAGAAGGAUACAGGGUUCUCAUGAAUGGACAUUUUGGUCAGCAUGGGCCAGUUUGGGCCAAAGGGACUGGGUCAGUGCUAUAGGACUCUAUGACUAUCUGUGAAUAGAUAGUAAAAGUGAGAUGUUUUGACUGUGUGGGUUAUACUCAACCUAAUGGGGUGAAUCAUUACUUUGCAAGUAUAAAAUGGUUGACUGCAAGUCUGUAAUGGAAAUAACUACAGGAAAGACACAACAGGCAACUAAACUCUCAUCUGUUUUGCACCAAUGCAAAGUAUCGGCCCCUUUUGAUAAACCAACCCAAGUUAACCAGUUACUCAAAGGACUAGCAAUUGUUGCAAAUUAAUUGCAUGAAGUAUAUUCAGGAAAUCAAUAAAGAUGUAUUUAUUUUUAACAAUUAAUUUGUACAAAACUUUUAGCUUUAAUAUUGCAGAAGUUCAUUCGACUGAGCCAUAUGGGAAUAUGACAUCAAAAGAUGUAAUUAUCUAGAAUUUGCUGUGUCUUGGAUAAAAAGUUUUUUUUUGGUUUUUGCAGUUUAAAACCUAUAGUAAGUAAACUGUUCUAUUCUGUAGGAAUUACAAACAGAACAUAAAAAGCUAUUACCAUGUUGCAUAGUUUCAUAUUGUGUGGAGUUUAAUCUAUGCAAUGUGUGAUGAA